Messenger RNA from Pichia membranifaciens NRRL Y-2026, 1285 nucleotides. RefSeq lists its product as hypothetical. Gene Ontology annotation, biological process: translational initiation. The transcript has a single exon. Lineage: Eukaryota; Fungi; Ascomycota; Pichiomycetes; Pichiales; Pichiaceae. Gene Ontology annotation, molecular function: RNA 7-methylguanosine cap binding; translation initiation factor activity. The coding region runs from base 374 to 1006 and encodes 210 amino acids. The record is from RefSeq and is a predicted model, not a curated record. Gene Ontology annotation, cellular component: cytoplasm; eukaryotic translation initiation factor 4F complex.
CUCGUUCUCGUCGCAUGAAAACUGAGCAGGCCAGCGGUGAAGAAGAGCAAAAGAAGAGGAAGAGAAGAAGAGGGCCACAGGCCUGUGCACCGUAUCCCCGUUGGCUUCUGGAUCCUUUACCACCCAGCACGGAUUGUUCAUUGAGAGUUUGUUUGGAAAAGGUAUGCAGUGAUGCUUAGCAGAAUAGAGCCGGGCGAGGAGAGGAAGGGCGGAGGAGGUGCCCCCGCAGGAGACGUGCUCGGCACAGUGGUGGUUCCCCUUUUUUUGCCUUGGCGUGUUUCCGUUCCAUUUGGAUCGGUCCUUCCGCAUUCAUAUACUAACUGUUAUCUGGCGCAAGGACAGCGCUGUGUUUUGAUAACCUAUUGUUCUACAGAUGUCUACUGAAGAAUUAAAUAAUGCCACUAAGGACUUAUCUUUAGAUGAGAAGAAAGAUACCACAGUUUUAGAAAACGGUGAAGAGUUCAACGUCAAACACCCGCUCAACUCCAAGUGGACCUUGUGGUACACCAAGCCACCUGUCGACAACAACGAGAGUUGGGCAGAGCUUUUGAAGCCAGUUGUGAGCUUCAACACGGUUGAGGAAUUCUGGGGGAUUUUUCACGCCAUUCCAAAGGUGAAUGAGUUGCCAUCGAGAUCGGACUACCACUUGUUCAGGGACGACAUCAAGCCUGAAUGGGAAGACUCCAAGAAUGCACAGGGCGGUAAGUGGUACUGCCAGUUCAAGGGCAGAAGAGAAGAUUUGAACGAGCUUUGGAUCAGAGCCCUUUUAAGUGUCAUUGGUGAAACCAUCGAGAAGGACGAAAACGAAGUCAACGGUGUUGUUUUUAACGUCAGAAAGGGUAUUGUCAAGAUUGGUUUGUGGACCAAGUCCUGCGAUGAGGAGAAAUUGAGAGCCAUCGGCGAGACCUUCAAGAAGGUGUUGAAAUUGGGUGACGAAGACAAGAUAGAAUUUUUGAGACACAAGGAUUCCGAGAUUAGAGGUGCUAAACCAAUGAUUAUUAUGUAAAUAAAUAAGCAAACAACUUAACCGGUCAUUAACAAACAGACAGAGCAAGAAGCCGUAGUAGUUGAUCAAUAGAAUCGAUUUGAUUUGAUUUGGUUUUUGUUUAGUUCUUUUUUUAAUAUUCCUCCCUUCUUUCAUUACUCUUGUUUUUAUAGUCCCCUGUUUUCCUAUUUUCCCUAUUUCCCUAUUUUUCCCACUUUCAUGUUAGCUUUUCAGAGUGGAGGAUUUUUUAGUUGAAAUAAUUUGCUAUGAAAUCAAAUAAAUGCUAGUAGCACGUGAGAG